UUGAAUUUUCAAAAUGGUCCAUAUUUUUCCCAAGACUACUUGCACGAACCAUCAAAAAAUCCGCAAGCCCUAAAUCAAUUGCAUCAACAAUUUCUCGACGUCGUUUUGCGCCUUCCCAGCUCCACUUGGCAUCCUUCCACCGGCUCACGGUCGCCGGAAAACGACUGCCCCCUUUUCAAAUUGGAGCGCGCAAUUCGAUUUUGGGAACUUUUAAUUAGGGCAUGGAAAGAAGGAGAUGGUUGCUUAUCGCAAUUCUCAUAUGUUCGGCGACCUUCUCAUCAUGUAGAGAACUCAAGGUGACAGUCAAGCAUAAGCACAACCCUAAGCAGCAUGACACGGCAAUGUACAAUCAUACUUUUGCAACAAUAUUGGUGCAAUAUGCUUCAGCUGUAUAUAUGUCAGACUUGACUGAGUUGUUUACAUGGACCUGCUCAAGAUGUAAUGGUCUAACCGAGGGCUUUGAAAUGCUUGAGCUGAUUGUUGAUGUAAAAUGGUGUCUACAGGGAUUUGUUGGUUUUGCAGCUAAUCUUAAUUCCGUUGUGAUUGCAUUCAGGGGAACUCAGGAAACCAGUAUUCAGAAUUGGGUGGAAGAUUUGUUCUGGAAGCAGCUCGAUAUCAAUUACCCUGGAGUUGAUGGUGCAAUGGUUCAUCAUGGUUUUUAUGAUGCUUAUAACGACUCUUCAUUACGCCCUGGAGUUCUAAGUGCUGUUCAACUAGCGAAGGAGCUAUAUGGAGACACUAAUAUCAUAGUAACUGGGCACUCAAUGGGAGGAGCAAUGGCUGCAUUAUGCGGACUUGAUCUUCGUCUCACUCUUGGAGAGCAGCAGAAAGUCCAGGUUAUGACGUUUGGGCAACCUAGGAUUGGAAAUGCUGUUUUUGCAUCUUACUAUUACCAAGUUGUGCCGGAUACCUUUCGUAUCGUACAUGGAAAUGAUAUGGUGCCUCAUUUGCCCCCCUAUUACUAUUAUUUUCCGCAGAAGACAUACCAUCACUUCCCAAGAGAGGUCUGGAUCCAUGAUCUUGCAUUUGGGAGCUUUGUUUAUACAGUCGAGAAGGUUUGUGAUGGUUCUGGGGAAGACCCAACUUGUAGCAGGUCGGUGAGGGGAAACAGCAUCGCUGAUCACUUGACAUACUAUGGCGUUGAAAUGGGAUGCAACGAGUCAACAAACAUGUGCAGGAUUGUGAUGGACCCGCGUCUUGCUGCCUACGGUACAACAGAUGUUGAUGGAAAUUUCGUCGUAUUGAGGAAUCCAUCAACGCCGGUCUUGAAACUAAAUACAGACGGAGGCAAUCAACGCACCUCUGUUUAGAUGCUGAUUCAGGCCAAACCACACCAAUUUUCUCAGAGGUGGAUUCAUUGAUCAGCUCAUAUUCAUUCAAGAGAGAAAAAAAAAAAAAAAACUGUAGAUACUGUUCACGUGUAAAAUUAUUGAUGUCUUUGUAAAUAACAAUAUCCACUGCAUAUAUUAUUAAUUAAAAUAACUUGUAAAUCUCCCAA
Messenger RNA from Salvia miltiorrhiza (redroot sage), 1498 nucleotides. Its product is annotated as lipase-like. Gene Ontology annotation, biological process: lipid metabolic process. The transcript has 11 exons. Lineage: Eukaryota; Viridiplantae; Streptophyta; Magnoliopsida; Lamiales; Lamiaceae. The record is from RefSeq and is a predicted model, not a curated record. The coding region runs from base 222 to 1310 and encodes 362 amino acids.